CGCUCUCAGGUGUCUCGUAUACGCAUUCGCCGUGCUGGCAAGUUCAUUCGCCUAUGAUGACGAAUGCUACAUUCCUCUUUUGGACAGAGCUCAAAUAACAGCAACAUCUUCCUUGCCCGAAAGAGGUCCAAAGAAUGCUAGACUAAAUGGUGGAUCCCCUAGCAAGUAGCCUGGAGACUAUCUCAAACGAGAUAUCUUGCAAAAUAUUGUUUUUAUAAUCAGAGAUAAUUUAAGAAUGCACCAAUUGUCGUCAUAAUAGACAAAAUAGACAAGAGUACAUGGGAUGUGCAAACUGAUUAAAUAAUUUGACAUUGGUUAUGCGUAAUACCAAUAUUUUUAAAAUGUCGUCAGCCAUUCGGUGGGCAUUUAAUUGGAAAGAGUGGAACCCGAGUGAGCAAGAGUUUGAAUAUGCAAUUUCUUGUGUACAAAACGAUGAAAAGAUUAGACUAGAAAAAUUUGUAUUUCGUAAAGAUGUUAGAGCUUCUCUUGUAGGCAGAUUAUUAAUGAGAAAAUUUGUAAAUGAGUAUACAAAUCUUCCGUAUGACAAAAUUGUUUUUACUAGAGAUGAACACAACAAGCCGGUAUUAAAAGAUAAUUCGGCUGUUAUAAGUUUUAAUGUUUCUCAUCAAGGAUCUUAUACGGUUUUAGCAGGCGAGAUUAGGGAUAUAAAAUUAGGCGUAGAUGUUAUGGCGUUAGAAUAUACUGGGUGCAAAAGUGUCUCCGAAUAUUUUCGUAUAAUGAAUAGAAAUUUCUCGUCAGCUGAAUGGAAAGAGAUCAAAGGUUUUGCUUCAGAAAAAUCUGAAAAGGAACAAAUAUAUAUGUUUUGCAGACACUGGGCUUUAAAAGAAAGUUACGUUAAAGCACUUGGUAUGGGAAUUGUUGUUGAUCUAAGGUGUAUUGAUUUUCGAACCAAUUCGGAGUUAAGCGAAGAUUCGAUCACAACCGAUACAGUCUUGUAUAUCGAUGGGAUCAAGCAAAAGUGGUUGUUUGAAGAAACUUUACUCGAUUCAACACACUGUGUUGCUGUAGCAUUGCAAGAGAAUGAUAAUUUGUUACAAUUACGUAAUACCAAGUUUAAGAUAAUGCAUUUUGAUGAACUUAUAUCACACGCAGUUCCACUUUUUCCAUUAGAUCCACAGUACACGACUCAAUAUUUUGCUAAAUCUGAAAGACCAUAGCUUCAUUGAUUAUUCAUAAGAUAAUAUUAAUAUAAAUAUUAGUGGAAUAUUAUAGAGAAAUAUAAAAGAGAUAAUGUUUUUUAAUAUAUUAAUAUCAAAAGAUGAUAAUAUUCUUUGUAUAUUAGUUAAUUGCAAAAUAAUAAAGAGUUA
Cataglyphis hispanica is the source of this 1328-nucleotide messenger RNA. Its product is annotated as L-aminoadipate-semialdehyde dehydrogenase-phosphopantetheinyl transferase. The transcript is spliced from 3 exons. The record is from RefSeq and is a predicted model, not a curated record. Gene Ontology annotation, cellular component: cytosol. The coding region runs from base 318 to 1178 and encodes 286 amino acids. NCBI's taxonomy places the organism in Eukaryota, Metazoa, Arthropoda, Insecta, Hymenoptera, Formicidae. Gene Ontology annotation, molecular function: holo-[acyl-carrier-protein] synthase activity; magnesium ion binding.